Messenger RNA from Rubroshorea leprosula, 900 nucleotides. Lineage: Eukaryota; Viridiplantae; Streptophyta; Magnoliopsida; Malvales; Dipterocarpaceae. The record is from the annotation of a GenBank genome assembly.
AACUUGAACAUCCUGGAUGCCCAACAAAUGCAUCUUACCUUUGACGGUUGUGUGAAUGUUGAAGCUUCUAACCUUGUGGUGACUGCACCAGAAGAAAGUCCCAACACUGAUGGAAUUCAUGUCACAAACACCCAAAACAUCAGAAUCACAAGAAGUACCAUUGGAACAGGUGAUGAUUGUAUCUCAAUUGUAAGUGGAUCCCAGAGGGUGAUGGCCCAAGAUAUAACAUGCGGUCCUGGUCAUGGAAUCAGUAUUGGGAGUUUAGGAAAAGAUGGAUCAGAAGAUUAUGUAUCCGAUGUUGUUGUUGAUGGAGCUAAGAUUUCUGGAACCACAAAUGGAGUUAGAAUCAAAACAUGGCAGGGAGGGUCUGGAUUUGCACGUGACGUAAAGUUUUUGAAUGUCGAAAUGAAUAAUGUUACGAACCCCAUAAUCAUAGACCAAGAUUACUGUGACCAGGAUAAAGCUUGCAAAGAACAAAACUCAGCAGUCCAAGUACAAAAUGUGCUUUACCAAAAUAUCAGGGGAUCAAGUGCUUCGGAUGUGGCAAUAAAAUUUGAUUGCAGUAAGAGUCAUCCAUGUUUGGGGGUUGUGUUGCAGGAUGUUAAGCUAGGAGGAGACGGUGGCGGAGUCACUGCACAGUGCGACAACGUUAAUAUGGACCAAUUAGGAGAUGUGUCUCCAAGCUGUCCUUGUUCAGCUGAUAAUUAUUAAUGAACAUCAUUUUCUGCGAAAAAUUUAGAAAUAUCAGAAGAUUAGUUCAUGGAUUUACCUUUUCAUUGCGUGUAAGAUUACAUGUAAAUGUGAUUGAUGUUGAUUAGAAAGGUUAGAAGAAUGAGAUCUUUCAAAAUAACAAUUUAUCAAGGAAUUGUAAAUUAAUUGGUAUAAAAAUUUACACUUUAA